Melanaphis sacchari is the source of this 1820-nucleotide messenger RNA. Its product is annotated as transcription initiation factor TFIID subunit 1. The record is from RefSeq and is a predicted model, not a curated record. The transcript is spliced from 4 exons. Bases 66 to 1820 code for a protein of 584 amino acids. NCBI's taxonomy places the organism in Eukaryota, Metazoa, Arthropoda, Insecta, Hemiptera, Aphididae.
UUGAUAUUUACGAUUCGGAUUACGCAACAAGAGUUAUUCCUUCUGAAAACGAUAGUAGUUCUUUUAUGAAAUUAAAAUCGGCAGUACGUGUCACGUCAAAUACUAAUGAAAUUACUGCAUUUAACGAAUAUGACGUGGAUGACGAAGAAGAUUUCAUAAAAGUUUAUUUUGCGUCUGGCACGGUACUGAAACCAUCGGACAAACCGUACGAUCUGCGUUCAAAAAUCCACGAAGCAAACCGAGAAUUAGCAAACGCUAGUGCAGAGAGCAAAUUAGUUAACGCGCCCGGAAAAGUCAAGUUUGACAACACUGUUGUAAUAUUAGACAGUUUUGAAGACAUCGGUACAGUGUCGAUCGGAACGGAAACACUUCAAGGUACCGAAGUUAUUAUUUCUGAUUGUCCGAUUGAUGAUCUCAAAGAUAAAGACAUUUUGGCCAAAAUUGAUUUGUUACGAGAUGAUGAUGCAGACGACCAAAACGAUGUGGUGUGCAGUUCGACUACCGAUAGAACGCAAGAUACUGACACAGACGACAAAGCCUAUUCAAGCACUUCAUUUAGCAGAAGUUUUUCGUCUGAAUCUGAUGACCCGUUGUUUAUAAACAUUAUAGAGUCUGGGGACGAAUUCAAAACAAUCAUGGACCGAAACAAUAAGACGCGCCAAGGAUCAGCAAUUGACGAGCAUGUGACGUACUUCCCAGAAUUGUUCACCCACACACAAUACAAAAUGUAUGAAAACUGUGCGGAAAAAACAUUGGAAGACGGGGACGUUAACAUAUAUGUACCCAAGAAGCUGGAUGCGGAGGAGUUGAGAAAUAAGUUGAAAGAAAUUACUGGAGAGCGUAAACGGGCAAUGCAAGUAGUGGGGGCAAUGAAUGAAAAGAAAGUCGACUUCAAGUCCACAAAAAAAGUUGGUUGUUUCGCAUCGCUAAGAAACGCUCAAAAAAAAAUCAAGCAAACAAAAAUAUCCGACAAAAAAAUGCAAUCGUCAUCUGCUCAGAUAUGUGUACAGCAGCAGAUGAAUCACUGCGGUAAUGGCAACAACAUAAACAAAAACAAUAUUAAUAAUAAUAAUAAUAAUAAGGCUCGCAUGACAUAUUACUUUGAAAUGGACCCGAAAGGUAAGCUCAAACCACUUAACAAUAGGAACAGUCGCCACACAGUUGACGAAACGAGUUCUUCGAACAACUGCAACAAUAAGUCUACGAAUAAAUUCUUCCACAUUAAUCUGAGGGCGGCGAAAAACGGCGAAAAUGCUAAACCUCGGAUCACCAAGACACCGAACGCGGAUUUGUUUCUGGAAUUUCAGACGGACAAGUCUGGAAACAGCAAGGGAGCGAAGUUAGUGAUCAAAAAGAAGCCCACAGCUGAGGUAGAGCUGCAUCAUAGCCCGACGAAUUACAGCGGUGGAGGUACCGUCAAGAAGUCCUCAGUCGCUGGGUGCGGCGAACGUCCUCGGUUGCCAGGUUACAACGGCCUUAGAUCUGAAUAUGGGCUGUCGGCUGAACAGCUGCUGGAAAGGCGCAACAUGAGAAUGGAACGUGAGAGGCGAAGGAAAGAAUUAAAGCAGAAGAAACACGAAGAAGAACAAAAGAAGAGAGCGGAAAACGAAAAAAAUUUCUAUAAAUGGCUACAACAAAAGAAGCAAUUGAAAAAACACGCAAAAACCAUCAGGCGCAGCUAUCCUAUGAACAAGCUAACAGUGUCUUCCGCAAGGGUUUCCAUAAACUCUACUCACGACAGUGAUCGACGCAAAGGAUCGUUUGCUCUAGAAGAGUUACUAAAGAUCAAAGACGAGAAUAGUGGAUGGUUCAAAUUUUAA